Fomitiporia mediterranea MF3/22 is the source of this 1235-nucleotide messenger RNA. RefSeq lists its product as uncharacterized. The transcript is spliced from 6 exons. The record is from RefSeq and is a predicted model, not a curated record. Bases 235 to 519 code for a protein of 94 amino acids. NCBI's taxonomy places the organism in Eukaryota, Fungi, Basidiomycota, Agaricomycetes, Hymenochaetales, Hymenochaetaceae.
CCCACACCCCGCUGUCCGCCCUCCCAGACACGCUCCUUCCCCUGAUAUCAGGCUCUUUGCCCUUUGAUAUUCUGCCUCUAUCUCCCCUCUAACAUCCCCACGACCCUCAGCGCCUACGCCUGCGCCUCAUCAACAGAUCUUAAUAGUCGUCUCCACCGCUUUAGUCGCAGAUCAGGGAGUUGCAUAGGACAGACACCCCACUGAACAUUGUCUAUUCAUUACUGGUCCAAUACAAUGAUUUCUGCACGGCUCCUACUGUUCUUCUCCUGUAUCUUUGUUCUCUUUGCCCUAGUCUCCGCCGCACCCGUGGUCCCAAUCGAGAAUCUUCUUGAACGAGCUGCCGAACCCCAAGGUGGAUUUGGUGGCUUUAACAAAGACUGGAAGCGCGAGCCGCAGAAUGGUAUGGGUGGAUCGUCAAAGGACUGGAAGCGUGAACCACAGAAUGGCAUGGGUGGAUCAUCAAAGGACUGGAAACGUACCCCACAGAACGGCAUGGGUGGAUCAUCAAAGGAUUGGUGAUCGCACUGCUUUCAUGAGGAUCCUUUCAAGCCAGUCAAGUUAUCGUCAUUCUUUGGGAUUCGCGCUUAUGGAUUAGUUGGGAUUCUGUGUGGAUUUGUACAUCUUAGUUGCAUUGUUGUUGUGCUAUAUCUCCCACUGUCGUCUGCUCUCAUUAUUUCUAACAAUGCCAAAUUUCUCUGUGUUUCGUAGUACUUUCCCACUUUACUUUACAUUUUCUUCAUUUGACUGCAAGUUAUCAGUCAAUGUGCUGUUGCGUUUUCGCAGUUUCUCCUUUUUUAAAAAUGGUCGUCUUUCUUCUGGACUUUGUCCCGCACGUAAUACACUUCCCUCUUCGUCAAUACAAUUUCGUCUUCGGACGCUUACGGUCUUUACGGAAUGUCUCAAUUCUGAAUCCAUCAUUUUCUUGUUCUUCUAAGACUGUCGUCUGCGAAGUCAAGUAAAUCAUCAUUUCGACCAGCAUGAUGCCACAUUAUGUCAAAGGCGUUAAUGUUUGAUUUGUAUGUUAUCACUUUCAAACUUUCCUGUUCCCAACCUGCUUCGUUCUGUCCUGCUCCGAACUUCGGAUCUUUAUUCUUUUUAAACUUUUUUUUUCGAUCAAAGUUCCGAUUUUGUGCAGUAGCUCCCUUCACUAGACAAUGUAGAAAUUUCUCAGGCCCAGAGGCUUGGGUGUGCUGCGGGCUGAUUUCUCUUGCACACGCCUGUCGUCUUUAUCUGCA